Messenger RNA from Trypanosoma brucei brucei TREU927, 1161 nucleotides. RefSeq lists its product as hypothetical. The coding region runs from base 1 to 1161 and encodes 386 amino acids. NCBI's taxonomy places the organism in Eukaryota, Euglenozoa, Kinetoplastea, Trypanosomatida, Trypanosomatidae. The transcript has a single exon. The record is from RefSeq and is a predicted model, not a curated record.
AUGAUUGUUAGGGCGAAGUCCCUUUGGCUUCUGGCCUUCUUUGCACUCAACACCGCGCUUUUAGCGGAUGCUGAGAAUGUCACGUUAAAGAUUGUCCGAGAGUUAGUUCUACGUGAUGUUGGAGAUGUGGUAUUAACUCCCCGUUUUCGGGAGAAUGUUGACAAGUACCUCCGCCGUCAUACGGAUCGAAAUGUGAAGGCAAACGCUUACAAGUCGCAACCCGAUGUCAUUGUUGUGGCGCGUGCGUGGUUCACGGGAGACUCCAAAGAGGCCACUGCCUCAUACAACAGGGUGAAGGACAUUUUCGACAGCUGGGAGGCGCAACCAAAUGACACGCUUAUUAGUGACUUGAACAACGUCUCUCUCAGGGAGCUUGGAGUACAACCGCGCUUGAUUGAGCUGUCAGAUCAAUGUAAAUACGGGGAAAGUUACAUAGAUCAAUCUGCCGAAAAUUUUGGGUUCAACAAUCUCACACUUGAGAUACGCAUGUCUACAAACCCUCAAAGCGAUUUGCGCUCUCGGCUCUGCCGUAUGCUUCCAUUUGUUGACUGCUCCCUCAUCGUGCUUGAUGUAGUCAAACGGGUUAAUAAUCUGUACACCACGAAGGUGACGAUCACUUCUCCUAAUAGGAACUACUGCCUUGUGGUGCUGAUGAACAAUUUCCACUAUGCCGCGGCUCUCUUACCCGAUAUAAUAGAGAGUGUUGUGAUUGCAGACAAGGAGGUAUUUAGACGUCCCUCCGUCAACAUGGUUGAAGAUGGAAGACUUCAGUCCCCAUGCGCUCGCCGUUUUUGGUACCUUAUCUUUCUCCUCCUGCUGAUUCCCUUGAGUUUAUUUGUGGGACACAAGAUGUAUUACAGUGGGCUUGAGUCCGGGAGAAAGGCAGCGCGUGCGUUGGAGCGGGACAUCCGUGGUGGUGUCCGUUAUCAAGGACAAGCCUCUUCACAACCACUUGAAGGAUGGCAGUAUAUGGAGUCCAAUUACGCUGGAUCCUCGUCGAAUGGCAGUCCACGCAUCGGUAGUAGCAGCCGGCAAACCAAUCAGUCACAACGAAAAGUACAUCACAUGUACUACGACCCGAAUGAAAACUGGCAGAACAACGAGGUCCAGAUGAUGCGAUCUUCUUCUACAAUACCCUCUGCUUCCAGCCGCCAGCAGUAG